Molecule: messenger RNA, 6087 nt
Organism: Paramuricea clavata
Lineage: Eukaryota; Metazoa; Cnidaria; Anthozoa; Malacalcyonacea; Plexauridae
Source: the annotation of a GenBank genome assembly
AUGUUGAGCAAAGAUGACGUGGAAAACAAGAAUGUGUCCAUAGAUCAAUGUAUGUCAGGUAUAAAUAUAUCUAACAACUAUAUUUCUAACAACUAUAUUUCUAAAUUUGACCAGAAUAAAAUAACAAGUCCAUCAAAGCCCAAGGCUAGGCGUAUAAGGAAACUCCCAGUGAGAUCACGACAUGCAUUAUUUUAUAAUGUCUGCAUACAAAAGCAUGUUACCGACUUUACUGCCACUGGUUGCUAUUUACGCCACCGUGACCGUGAACCCAGUAGAAUACAGGUGAAAUGGUUAACUAGGAAGUUUGGAAAAAGUCGAUUGUUGAGAAAAUGCCUUAGACAUAACAUCAAAAGGUCUGUACCUAGAUCUUCUCAUCUUCAUUAUAUAGUAGAUAAUAUUAAGCAUUGUCAAGACACUAGGUUGAAGUGUAUUCCAGAUGUUUACUGCCCAGAGAAGUUUGAAAAGACAUGCCGGACAAAACGUUCAGCAAAAGAUGUAAAAUUUUAUAUUUGUGAAGGUAUUCUUGCAGAUAUAUUCUAUUUAUCAGGUUCGACUCAUGAUUUAUAUGCACAACAGGUGUUCAAAAAUGUCAACCACUUAAAGAAUGUCUGUCAGUCAGCAUUGUGUACAGAUAUUGAGACGAAUCCUGGACCUGUAUUUUAUAUUGAUCCCAGCAAGACAAUCCGUGCACCAUAUAGCCAAGGUAAUCAGAUCAUAUUUGGAGAAACAGCAGGACAGCAGUGUUUAGCAAUGUGUUUAUGUACUCUUAUAUACAACAAAAGACAGAACAUAUGCACACCACAAGACCUGGUUCAUAUAAUGAAUAUUGGUAAUGAACUCUAUUCAAACUUGUCACGUUUAGCAAGACAAUCAUUUUUGUUGUUUAAUGAAUUGCCUUCACAACUCACAGUUUUUGAGACAAAUUUUGCUUUUGAGUACAGUGAGAGCUAUAGCGGUAAUGUAAUUGGAGACUGUUCUAUUGAAGGGUAUCAGUACUGUGUUCCAUUUCACAGAUCGUUUGAAUUGCUCAUGGUCGAAAACUAUUGUGCAUUCAUCUUAACAAUUGACUCCAAUGCUGUUUGCAUAUAUUCCACCACUGAUGGCAAGUAUAAAAUUUUCGACUCUCAUUCAAGAGAUAUUUAUGGCAGAAGUAAUCCACAAGGUACAUGUGUGUUGUUAGAGGCGCCAACUAUUGACAAUGUAAUUCUGUAUUUCCAGUCUUUAUACAGUGAAAACAGUCAAUUUGAGCUAAGAGGAAUUAAUAUUGAAGAAGUACAAGCCAAUGUUGACCAGAACUUAGACAACAAUAUUACAAAUUCUGACCUAUCGGGUAAUACCACACAAGAAUCUGAAAGCACUGACAUUUCUUGUUUGUGUAGACAAUGCUGUGCGAUUUCGUUAUAUUCAAUUUGUUAUUCUGUUAUUAAGCCAUGUACUUACUGGGAUUCAAAUACAGUAUCUGCAGUUGUUUACUUUGGCACUACUUUGCAUAACAACACUGGGAUAUAUAUGUCUAGUGAUAUAUCUAAAAAAGUUGAAAUAUGUGGAACUGAAAUGCAUGUAAAAUUGCAAGCUAAUAUUCAAGGAGUAGUUAAUGACAUGGCAGAAAGCAAACCGAUUAUUGAAAGCCUUAUUUGUCAUACAAAUGGAAACACAGGUUUUUUAAUUUGGCUUGGAGAUUAUUGCAUGUCUUGCAUAUUUCAAAAAACAUCAAUUAAGAAUAUGUCGUACUCAAUAUUAGCAUAUGAUGAUGAUGAUAGCUCACCUACGUCUACUGUACAUUUUGUUAAAAACAUAAAAGACAAACACACUUUAGUUGAUGCUAUCUUUAACCUAGCAAACACCAAAAUCAAGGAUGAAAUUUUAAAUUAUGAAAUUCAAUUCUUGUGCUGUUCUUCUGAAUUGACUAACUGUGAAAGAAAAAGGAUUAUGAAAAAUCACAGACAGAACUAUAUUAAUGAAAUCACUGCACCAGCUAUAAAGAAACAGAAGCUAGAAACAAAGCAGAUGAAAUACAAAACGAUUAAUCCAUUAGUAAAACAACAAAUUAACUCUAAACGUGUAAAUGAUUACAAAAUUAUGGCUAAGGAGAAAAAACAAAAAAUAUUGGAAAAUAGAAGAACGAUAUAUGAAGUGUUAGAUAAAUCAAAGAAAGAGGACGUACUCAUUAAUAAUAUGAAUUAUAAAAAAACAAUGAGUAUAGAACAAAAGAAAAAAAUACUUGAGAAUAAAAGAGUUAAAUACGAAACUUUAGAUCAGUCAAAGAAAGAGGAAGUGCUGACUAAAAAUAUUAAUUAUAAAAAAACAAUGAGUAAAGAUCAAAAGCAAAAAAUACUCGAGAAUAAAAGAGUUAAAUACGAAACUUUAGAUCAGUCAAAGAAAGAGGAAGUACUGACUAAAAAUAUGAAUUAUAAGAAAACAAUGAGUGGAGAACAAAAGCAAGAAAUACUUGAGAAAAAAAGAGUUAAAUACGAAACUUUAGAUCAAUCAAAGAAAGAAGAAGUGCUGACUAAAAAUAUUAAUUAUAAAAAAACAAUGAGUAAAAAACAAAAGCAAAAAAUACUCGAGAAUAAAAGAGUUAAAUACGAAACUUUAGAUAAAUCAAAGAAAGAGAACGUGCUGACUAAAAAUAUGAAUUAUAAAAAAGAAAUGAGUGAAGAACAAAAGCAAAAAAUACUCGAGAGUAAAAGAGUUAAAUACGAAACUUUAGAUCAAUCAAAGAAAGAGAACGUGCUGACUAAAAAUAUGAAUUAUAAAAAAGAAAUGAGUGAAGAACAAAAACAGAAACUAUUAGAAAACAAAAAAGCAAAGUAUCAAGUAAUGGAUCCAGAACAAAAAAAUGAUUUGCUGAAUAGAAAGAAAGAAAAAAGGAUGGAAAAGAAAUCUCAAAUUCAUGACAUUGACAUGUACAUUGAUGAGUUUAAAAAACAAAUUAAAGCAGGUCCAUUUUACAUAUGCUGUGUGUGUAACCGAACAUUGUAUAAAAAGUCUGUAAUUACCCUACAGAAAAAUAAAUAUCCUCGCCAGGAUUGUUUUAUGCUUCAAUGUUCUUUUGAUGGCAAAGAGUAUGUCUGCAAAACGUGCCAUGCUAAGCUACUUAAAGGUCAACAGCCUUGUCAAGCUGUGGUAAACAAUUUAUUUGUUGAUGAAACCCCCACUGAACUUGCUGCAUUAGAGAAACUUGAACAAAUUCUUGUUGCCCAGAGAAUAGUCUUUGAAAAAAUUGUAAUAAUGCCAAAAGGACAACAAAGAAAAAUUAAAGGUGCAAUAUGUAAUGUACCAGUUGAAUGUAGUCAAACAUGCAAUGUUCUUCCCAGACCACCUGACAGAUCUGGGAUAAUUUUACUUAAAUUAAAAAGGAAACUUCAAUUUAGAGGUCAUGUUUACUUUCAAGCAGUUCGCCCUCAGUUUGUAAUUAGUGCAUUAAACUGGCUUGUAGCAAACAACACUUUAUAUAGAAACAUUGAAAUUCAAUGUGACAAUAUUAGCUCAGACUUAACUAAUCUGAACUCUCCUGAUACUGACCAAGAAAAUAUAGAUGAGCAAUUGCAAAGUAAUGUAAAUAGAGAACUGUGUAAUGAAGAUGUUGAAGAACAAGAUGAUCCAUUAAAUGAACACCGUUCAGCAGCAAGCGAAACCUGUCUUCAGUCCAUCUUGCCAAAUUAUCCUGUUAACAUGGACAAUACAAACUGUAAUUCAACAGGUAGAGAAGUUUUCAACAUUGCACCAGGUGAAGGUAAACACCCAGUAUCAUUGAUGACUGAUAAGCUUUGUGAGGAACUCUCAUUUCCAGUACUCUUUCCAAAGGGACGAUUUGGUUAUACCUCUGAACGAGACAUAAAAUUAUCUCCAAUAAAAUAUUUCAAUGCUCGCCUCUUGCAUUAUAGUGGGAAAUUUGCAACCAAUCCAGAGUAUCUAUUCUUUGCACAAUUCAUUAUGGAACAGAAAAAGAUUUCUGAUAGUAUUAAUAUAGCUCUUAAAAAAAUACAUGGCCAGUCAGUCACAGCAUCACAAGUAAAAUCAAACAGUCAAGCUUUUCAAAAUCUUCUUUUGCAAGAUCAAGCAUAUUUGUUUUUACGACAAAUUCCUGGCUCACCUCCUUACUGGCAAAAAUUCAUGUAUGAAGUGGUAGCAAUGAUUAAACAGCUGGGAAUACCAACAUGGUUCAUGACCUUAUCAUGUGCAGAUUUAAGAUGGCCUGAGCUAUUUCAGAUAAUUGCAAGAACAAAAGGCAACAACAUAACAACUGAAGAAGUAGAGGCCCUGUCGUAUCAUGAGCGAUGCUCAAUGUUAAAUUUAAAUCCAGUUAUUGUAGCUAAACAUUUCCAGUAUCGAGUCGAAACAUUUUUCAGGGACGUUUUGCUCACAAAUGCAAACCCAAUUGGUAAGAUAGUAUAUUAUGCACUCCGUAUCGAAUUUCAAAUGAGAGGUUCACCACAUUUGCACGCCUUAAUAUGGACAUCUGAUUGCCCAGAAUUAACGAGCGAUACAAAAGAUGCAUACAUAGAUUACAUUGACCAACAUGUACAAGCAUACCUCCCAGACAAAGAAACAGAUCCCCAACUUUAUGACUUGGUAAAAACAUACCAGACACAUAAUCACAGUAAAACCUGUAGAAAGUAUAAGAAUGUUACAUGUAGAUUUAACUUUGGACAGUUUUUUACUGACAGAACAAUUGUUGCUGAACCUUUGGCUGAAGAUAUGGAUGAUGACAUUAAAUCCAAUAUUCUAACCAGACGAAAGGAAAUUUUGUCUAAAGUUAAACAAAAAAUUGAUGAUGUGCUAAACCCAAGCAAACCUACUUAUGACCCACAUGCAACUCCAAUUAACAUUCUAAAUGAAAUAGAUAUUACAGAACAAGACUAUCAGUGGGCUUUAUCAAUAUCUCCAGAUUCUGACCAUGAAUUGCACCUGAAACGACCAAUAGACAGUUGUUUUACCAACAAUUACUUUAUUGCUGGGUUAAAAGGAUUUGCUGCAAAUGUUGACUUGCAACCAGUGUUUAAUCAUUAUAAGUGUAUUACAUACGUUUGUUCUUACUUUACAAAGGAUGAAACUGAAUGUUCUCAAGCCAUCAUAAAUGCAGCAAAAGAGGCCAAAGAAGCCAACUUAAAUGUAAGAGAUGGCCUAAGAAAAAUAGGUGCAGCUUUUCUCUCGACUCGUGAAGUCAGUGCUCAAGAAUGCGUUUACAGAUGUAUGCCUGAACUCUGGUUAAGAAAAAUAUUCCCGAAAACCCUCUUUGUUAGCACGGAUUUUGCUGAAAAUCGCAUUAGAUUUGCGAGGAAACAACAAGAACUUGAUGAGUUAGAUGAUGAUAGUACUGACAUUUUUAAGUCUAACAUUAUUGUCCGUUACAGCGACAGACCGAAAAACAUUCCUGUCGUUAAUGAUAUGUGUUUAGCUUUAUUUGCUGCUCACUAUUUCAAAGAUUACAAAAGUGAUUUUAACGAAGUAUCCGAUUCUCAACCUGAAGUGUUAAGCGAUGACUUCAUUGAAUCCCAAAAUAUCGAAAAUCAUAAUACUGGACUUCCCGAACGAAUAAAACUUGUAAACAGCAAAGAAAUUAUGAAGUGCAGAAAAAUUAAAGCUGUCAUUCGAUAUCACACUCCAAACAAAAGAAAAGAGCCUGAAAAAUAUUUUCACCACCUUCUCAUGUUGUAUUUUCCGUGGCGUAACGAGCAGGAACUCCUUGGCGAAGACCAAACAUACAUAUCUAAGUUUUAUGAGUCAGAUGUUCAAGAGGUAGUACAAUGCAACAAAGAAAUAUUUGAGCCAGAUGGUGAUGCUAUUAAUGAAGCACUAGAAAGUUUACGAAACUUUGAUGGCGUACCAACUCACUCCUAUGAUCCAAUAAAUGACCAGGAAAAUGAAGAUUUGCAACAAAGUUUACCUGACGAUUCUGAUGAAACAGAGUCUUUUAAUGAAUCGUUGCCACAACAUCUUGCAUCAAAUCCUGAAUCAGUUCAACCAUCUUCUGGAAUAAGUUCUUAUAAUUGUUUCGUCAAUUUAAAUGAGGCACACAAUAUCGUAAACAGUAUCGUAAUAAGGUUUCGAACCUACGAACAAAAUAUGAAUUUACAUAAAUAA